CUGGUCACUGAGAUGGCGUCCUCUCUAAAGGUCUGGGUCACUCUCUUGGCCCUGCUGUGUCUCCAAUGCAGUUUACUUUUGCACAGUGAGAACAUUUCCAGGAGGAAAUUUAUGGAAGAACAUCACCUAAGUCCAAGCCAAGAUUUUGCUUCCUACAAAUGUAACAAUCUCAUGAAAAAAGGAAAUCUGAGCCACAAGCUCUCUCACAUGUUCAUUUAUAUCUCAUGGUACAAAAUUGAGCAUAUAUGCAUUAGUAGCAAAUGGAAUGACCGUUAUAGAAAUACAUACAUAUGGGCCCAGCGUCCCAUCAAAACACUCACUUGUCACUGGGAGAAAUUAAAUAACUACAGAGAGACCAGGAGCUAUAGCCAUAUUCAAUUCCAUUGUAGCAUGGAUGGGUAUGUUGACAAUAUAGAAGAUGUGAAGCUCAUAAAGCCUCUCUUCAACUAG
Molecule: messenger RNA, 450 nt
Organism: Marmota flaviventris (yellow-bellied marmot)
Lineage: Eukaryota; Metazoa; Chordata; Mammalia; Rodentia; Sciuridae
Gene: Eddm3b
Product: epididymal protein 3B
Source: RefSeq, a predicted model, not a curated record